Messenger RNA from Salvia splendens (bonfire salvia), 2796 nucleotides. Its product is annotated as zinc finger BED domain-containing protein RICESLEEPER 1-like. Lineage: Eukaryota; Viridiplantae; Streptophyta; Magnoliopsida; Lamiales; Lamiaceae. The record is from RefSeq and is a predicted model, not a curated record. The transcript is spliced from 7 exons. Gene Ontology annotation, molecular function: DNA binding; protein dimerization activity. The coding region runs from base 1931 to 2602 and encodes 223 amino acids.
ACACGGAGCCCUAAUUUGAUCUCCUCUCCUCUUCCGCCGCCAACUUGAGAAAAAACACAAAGAUAUAUCUUUCCAUCUCUUGGAGGAGGAAGUAGACCAAUCUAUUUCCUCAAGAACUCAUUUUGGUGGAAUGAUUUUUGGAAAAUCAAAAAGGUUAUCUUCUCAAGCAAUUACAAUUUGUCGGAAUGGGCGGUAUUGGAAAAUCAAAGAGGCUCCCUCUGGGCCCUCUCAAGCCCAACUGCCGCCGUGCUCUCCACGGCCGUCAGCUACCAACGGCCAGGGACCAGGGUUACACAAUACACACCCACUGCCGCUGCGCCUCUCAUCUCUAAACCAUUCUGGACUCUGGUAUAGGAACUAAUUCAUCGUCGAUUCGUCGUCUGCUCUUUGUCACUGUUUCUAAUUGUCGGUCGCUGGAGUUCGUUCACCACUUCUCAGAUUUCAGUGGCCCCUUUGGUUUCUCCCCAAGUUUUACGAAAGAAAGUAGGAGUUGUUUCUACCUGAUGAUUCAGUCACUGAAAAAAUCAAAUUAUGCUGCAAGUGCCAUGUAUAAAUUGAUAAUUAUGUCAACAAAAUUUGGAUCUGGGAGCUCUCCAACAACGACAAGUCAUGCUCCACAAGACUCGGAUGAUGAUGAGGUGGAGAUUAUAGAAAGCUCUGAUUUGAAUGUCCCUAAGCCACCAAAGUCAACAACAAAAAAAACAAAGGUCAGAUGUAUGAAAUCAUUUUAAAGUUGAAUUGGAUGGUUUUGGAACAAAGACAAUGCCAUUGCUUAUAUUGUGACCAUAAAUAUGAGUUACAAGUAAAUUUGGAACAGGAAACUUGCGUCGUCAUUUGGAUAAUUGUCCUAGAAAGAGAACAAAGGAUGUUGGCAUGAUUUUGUCUGAGAGAAUAUCAAAGUUUGACCUUAUGCAUUUCCGUCAGUUGUUGUGUAAUGCCAUUAUUGUUCACGAUUUGCCAUUUCGAUUUGUGGAGUAUGAUCAGUACCUUAAAUGGGAUAUUAACUUGUUUACUAGAAACACGUUGAAGGCUGAUGUCUUAAAGACGUAUGAAAGAGAAAAGGACCUGAUUAAGUCUAGUUUAAGUGCAAUACCCGGUUGGCUCUGUUUGACUUCUGAUUGUUGGAGUUCUAUUACUAGUGAUGGUUAUAUUUCUCUAAUCAUGUCACUUCAUUGAUGAUGAUUGGGUCUUACAAAAGUUGGUGUUGAAUUUCAGUUUGAUGCCAUCACCACAUACUGGCAUAGCAUUGUGUAACAAAUUAUUUUCUACGCUAUGUGAUUAGGGGAUUGAGAACAAAGUAUUUUCUUUGACAUUGGACAAUGCUACGGCGAAUGAUUGCUCAAUUGACUACUUGAUCACUCAAAUGAAUUUGAAUAAUUCACUUCUUAGUAAGGAUGAAUUCUUUCAUAUUCGUUGUUGUGCACAUAUAACCAAUUUGGUUGUCCAAGUUGGUUUAGAAGGCAUUUCACAGUAUGUGAUUAAGAUUCGUGAAAGUGUCAAGUAUGUGCGAAGUUCACAAACGAGAAAACAAAAGUUUUUGGAAUGUGUGAGCAAAGUUGGUUUGGAGAGUAAGAGAGGUUUGAGGCAAGACGUGAUUACUAGGUGGAAUUCAACAUUUUUGAUGCUUGAUAACGCAUUAUAUUAUAGGAAAGCUUUUAUGAAUCUGGUACUUUGUGAUCCUAGCUACAAGUUUUGUCAUUCUUCAACAGAAUGGAGUCAAAUUGAGAAGAUUUGUGGCUUCUUGAGCUUGUUUUAUGAUGUCUCCAACUUGUUUUCUGGAAGCAAGUAUCCUACAACAAAUUUAUAUUUUCGCCCGGUUGUCAUGUGUUAUAAUUCGUUGAGGCAGAGUAUAAAUAGUCCAGAUGAGUAUAUCAGGAAUAUGGCAGAAAAGAUGCUACCAAAAUUUGAGAAAUAUUAGUCGGAUUUCAGCAUGAUCUUGACUAUUGCUGUAGUGUUUGAUCCACGUUACAAGCUUCAGUUUGUGGAUUUCUUUUAUAAGAUGUUAUAUGGACCUGGUUCCCCUCAAUUUGAACUAGUGAAAGGGAAGUUGUUUGCCUUAUUUGAUGAAUAUUCCAAUUCUUACGUGGAUAACGGUAAUCAAGCUAGAAGUGGAAGUGCUACCGGUAACAAUGUGAAUUGUGACUUCACAAAUGCAGACUCAUUGGCAAUGGUGGAGGAGUUUAACUCUUUGGAUGUUGAGUUUAGAUUGAGCCAACAACAAUCACAGUUGGAGCUGUACAUGGAGGAAAAAAGAUUAGAUGUCAAAUCCAAUCUUGAUAUUCCUAAUUAUUGGAAAGGAACUCAAUUCAAGUAUCCACAAGUUGCUUGCAUGGCUCGUGAUAUUUUGAGCAUUCCGGUAACUACAGUUGCAUCUGAAUCUGUGUUUAGUGUUGGUGGAAGAGUUCUUGAUCAAUACUGUAGUUCACUCAAGCAGGACACAGUACAGGCGAUUAUAUGCACCCGAGAUUGGUUGUUUGGAAAAAAAGUCAUCAACAAUGAAAUACCAACAAAUGACUUAGCUGAAGACUUUUUAAAUGUCGAUGACGAAGCUCAAACUGGAAGUUCAACAGCCUCCACAUCCACCACUUUUGCUACUUCUUGAAAGCUUCAUAGGAAGAUCCUGAUGGAGUUUGUUGCUUGCUGCAUUGACUAAGAAUUUGGAAGAAAGAAUGAAGUAUUUUUUGUUGGAUUUUGUUACUAAGAAAUUAUUGAUGUUUUUAUGUUUGGAUCAGAUUUUAUAAUCAGCAAUUGGAUGUUUUUGGAUGUUUUUAAUAGGUUUAACCGUUAUCAGAUCGU